Messenger RNA from Megalopta genalis, 2606 nucleotides. Its product is annotated as sphingomyelin phosphodiesterase 4. Gene Ontology annotation, biological process: ceramide biosynthetic process; glycerophospholipid catabolic process; sphingomyelin catabolic process. Gene Ontology annotation, molecular function: sphingomyelin phosphodiesterase D activity. The record is from RefSeq and is a predicted model, not a curated record. NCBI's taxonomy places the organism in Eukaryota, Metazoa, Arthropoda, Insecta, Hymenoptera, Halictidae.
AGACAUUUGUUUGAACUAUGUAGAUAUCUUUGGCGCGAAUCAAGUCAUAAUUGCUGAGUAAAUGUUGUUUAAAUGUUAUUUCUAAAAAUUCGUGAAAAAACGAACAAACGUAAACAUGGCUGCAUCUUCAGACGUUGCUACGAUCAAAGUGCAGAGAUAUUUGAACUUACCGUUGGUCCAACGGUGCAAAGAAAUAGCAACAUUAAUAGAUGAGUCCAGUACAACAGAAUUACAACAUGUACUCCCAAUAUUGGUAGACUCACUCUUUGGAAUAAUAGAUGAUAUUGGUUGGGGAUUACACAGUAUCACUUUUAAGAAGAAUCCACAAGAAUAUAAAACACUCUGUGACUUCCUUAAUCCACAGGGACCAGUUUUCUCUUUGUGCUACAAAUUAUUACCAGAUUGUUACUUGAAAUAUAAUGUCCCAGUAUUAUAUUUACCGGUAAAAAUACGUUCUAUGCUGGAGGAAGGUGUGAUACCACCAUUUUAUCUAGAUAAAAUUAGGGAUGAUCAGGGUACACGUUCUGUAGCUUCCUUAAAUAUGAAUCCCUUUGAAUAUUACAUCUUCCACUUUGCUUAUCACUUGACAAAUCCAUGGUUGCAAGUGCAACAACAAGAGAAUGUUUGGGUAAAUUGGGAAACUGUUUAUGUCCAAUUAGCUCAUUGUUAUUUAUAUCAUUUUUUACCUACAGACAACUCACCAGUUUUGCCAAUAAUUCCUCCAUAUAUUAGAAAAACACCACAAAGAAAAUUGGUGCAGUCACCAGAAACUAAGAGGCUGCAAACUCCACGACUAUUGAGAACAUCUAUUUUAUCACCUGGUUCUCCUAAUUCCACUUCCACAGUUCCCCAACAACAAUGUCUGCCACAAGUAUGGAGAAGUGAAACUGUAGUUCAAGUUUUUCUUGAUUUUUGGCUAGAGUAUUCAGAAGAUGGUCAGUUAAAUACAAGAUUUGGCAUGACCUACUCCACGUCUGUCCCAUGCAGACAUAGUAUUCAUUCUGGAGAACACAUACGUUUGGUACGAGCAUUUAUAAAAACGUUGCAUGAAUUUGCAAAUAGUGCUACAGGUGCUAAGAGUGCAAUGGAUGAACUUAAACGAAUAAUUUUACCUUCUGUCCAAGGAAAAAUCUACACAUUCCUCCGAAAAGCUAUACAUCAUUGGCCUUUAGAUAGUUCAUUUCGAUUAAUUCUCGAGACAUGGUUAAGCUUUAUUCAACCAUGGCGGUAUUUCCCUGGAAUAUCGUAUACUAAAGAAGGUAAAUCAGAAGAAGAAGAAAGGGGAAAAAUACAUGAUGCUUACAGGUGGAUGCCUUUUGUUGCAAAUAAUCUAUUAGCUUACACAGCAAUAUUUCAGCAGUUAGUUCCACGUUUUAUGAGAACGGAUUUAGUAGCUCCAAAAAAUGCCUUAAUGCUGUUCAGAGUUACUAAAGUAUUUUCACAACCACUCUUAGCAAAAAUGAUAUGUGAAGUAGAGGGUCUAAUGGAUGAUGUUGGACUCAGUAGAAGUCGAGUAUCUACAAAUCAGUGGUCCUCUGUAGUAAGACAACAGAUAUUAGAAUUGGAGGGACCAACAUACCAGUAUGUACCAAUGUUUUCAGUGGCUACUGUCUCACAGGUGGUCUGUUUAUUAAAUACUAUUAAGCAAGCACAUCUAACAGCAACAAGUUUAAUCGACGCAUUAGAAAAGAAAAGGAAAACCAGGAAGCUUUUGUUAGCAAUAUGGGAAUUCUUCAACGGUGAAGAUUAUUCUUCAGAUGACAUUAGUAUAGAUGAACGUCGGCGAGUUCCUGUGUACCUGGCGAAUGCACAGCAACAAUUAAUCGAAAUUUUUGAGAUCAAUGUGGAGGAUAUUCCUCAAGUAGCUAUUGAAGCUGAUCAAGAAUAUCAUGAGAGUAUUCUAUCUACGUCCUUUUGUCAUCAAUCGCAGAUGGAUUCAAGUUUCGAUACUAGUAAGCCAGGCAUGUUUGUACCAAUACAGUACAACAGACAAACGUGUAAAUACAUUGAAUAUUUGGGAGAUCCCGAGUUACAGCCAGUGAGAUCCGACGAGUGUACUAUAUUAGUUAGAUUUUUGUACAAUCAAUGCGCCUAUAUAAAUAUGAAGUACCGACACAAGUUAGCUACUAUGUAUCACCAGCGAGGCUUCUUGGGUAGUAUUUGUCGACAAAUCUUGGAACCACCCACCAAAGUUAUUAAAUUACAAAAACGGACGGAAACCGGACUUUCUAGUGGUUACGAAGAACGUAUACCACCCCGAUUGAGUCUGCGAUCACUUGCUAAUUAUAAACUCCUCCUGGCACUUAGUUUAGGAAUGUUCAUCGCAUGGCUUACAAAUUACGGUGCCUUUACCUUUCUUGGAUUUAUUUUUUGUUUGUGGGUUGUAUAUAUAAUGAUACGCGCAAUGCUGGAGCCUUGGACCGCGUGGAAUUCAUCCAGGCACAACGCAUCAACAUUCUAAAUAACUUAAGAACAAGUUAAUUAUAUUUUUUAUUUAAUAAAUGACAUAUUCCACUGUACAAUAUGCCAUACAAUUCGGCAAAUCAAUUUUGUAUGCGAAUUGUAAUUUUUGAAAUGUUUAAAUAAACCCGUUUAUGGUCGAAUAA